Styela clava is the source of this 948-nucleotide messenger RNA. NCBI's taxonomy places the organism in Eukaryota, Metazoa, Chordata, Ascidiacea, Stolidobranchia, Styelidae. The record is from RefSeq and is a predicted model, not a curated record.
CAGGUGGGGGUUAGGAUUGACAUGUCAAAAAAUUGUUAUGCUACAAGUACGUUAGGUACGAGACCCUGCGGAGACAUUGUGUGUUUAACUCUUAUUUUUUGUAUUCUUUGAAAUUUAAAUCCCAGGUGAAAUGCUAAGGCCUGUGAUUAGCAGUUUGCAGAGGUUUUCUAGAACAUUGCAUAUGUCCAAUCCAGCUUCUGCCAAAGUUGCAGUGGUCCUUUCUGGAUGUGGUGUAUACGAUGGAAGUGAAGUGCAUGAAGCAUCGGCAUGUCUUGUUCAUUUAAGUCGUGCUGGAGCAGAUGUAUCCAUGUUUGCACCAGACAUUGACCAAAUGCAUACUAUUGAUCAUACCAAAGGAGAACCUAUGAAAGUAAACAGAAAUGUUCUUGUUGAAUCGGCAAGAAUUGCAAGAGGAAACGUACAAGCCUUGUCUGAAAUCAAGCCAGACAGCUUCGAUGCCCUAGUUCUUCCAGGAGGAUUUGGAGCCGCAAAAAAUCUUUGUGAUUGGGCUGUAAAAAGCGAGAAAUGUACAGUGAAUAAAGAGGUUGAAUCAACGAUUAAAGCAUUUCACUCACAGAAAAAACCAAUCGGAUUUUCCUGUAUUGCUCCUGUACUUGCAGCAAAAUGCUUACCUAAUGUUGAAGUGACAGUUGGACAUACAGAAUCUGAAGGAGGCAAAUGGCCAUAUGCGGGUACAGCAGCUGGGAUAGAAACUUGUGGAGCGAGACACAUUGUCAAGGAAGUUACAGAAGCUUAUGUGGACACAGUGAACAAAGUUGUUACAACACCUGCAUUUAUGUAUGAUGGACCAGUUCAUAUGGUAUUUGAUGGAAUUGGUCAAAUGAUUUCAAAAGUCCUUGAGCUCACAAAGUGAACUAUCUUCAUCCGAAAAUAAAAGUUUUUGAUUCUUUAUGUUGAGAAAUAAACAUUGUGUUUUAUAUUUAGAAA